CUGUUUUGAAUUUCUGAUUCAAAGUUGUGUUCAUUUUGUUUUAGAUUAAAUAAUUUAGAUUAUCCGUAAUUGUUUACAGGAUAGUGAGCUAAAACGUUAUUAUAUAUAUUAAAAUGGUAGACGAUUUACGAAAAUACCUGAACCAUCUGUUGGAAAAGGUGAACGGACUUCAUUGUAUCCUCAUCACAGACCGAGAUGGAGUGCCUUUAGUGAGAGCGGCGACGGACAAAGCACCCCAGGCAGCCUUGACGCCUAACUUUAUAUCCACAUUUGGAAUGGCGACAGACCAAGCCAGUAAACUAGGGCUUGGCCGGAACAAGACCAUAAUUUCCAUGUACUCUAGCUAUCAGGUGAUUCAAAUGAACAAGCUACCCCUAGUUAUAACCUUCAUUGGAAGUGACAACUGUAAUACGGGACAUAUUCUGUCCCUCGAGAACCAAAUAGAGCCAUUUCUGAAGGACUUAGCCACUGUAGUUGCUGAGGCGCCCUGAGAUUAAGUUAUAGUUCUAAGGCUUAUUGGUUUGUGUAAUGAUAUUAUGUGCUGUCUUUGGCAGAUAUUCAUAUGUACUUCAAGCAAAAAUGCAUGUAAUAUAGGUUUCUUAACAAAUAUUUUAUCAUCUGAACUUUCACUUCUGCUCAUAGCAUUAGCAUAUUAUGUUAUUAUUUAUUUAAAAACGAAAAAUUUCAAAAGUAUAGCACAUAUUAUCAUUACACAUUUAGCUGUUAUUCUUUUAUAUCUUCUUACAUAUUUGUAAUACAUAAGACUUUAUCCACCUCUAAAUAUUUUGUACAUACUCAUUAACAGAAGAAAUAUAAUGAUUUAUUUGUAUAAAAUUUA
Molecule: messenger RNA, 838 nt
Organism: Plutella xylostella (diamondback moth)
Lineage: Eukaryota; Metazoa; Arthropoda; Insecta; Lepidoptera; Plutellidae
Gene: Lamtor3
Product: Late endosomal/lysosomal adaptor, MAPK and MTOR activator 3
Biological process (GO): positive regulation of TOR signaling; cellular response to amino acid stimulus
Cellular component (GO): Ragulator complex
Source: RefSeq, a predicted model, not a curated record